Jatropha curcas is the source of this 2005-nucleotide messenger RNA. Its product is annotated as nuclease. Lineage: Eukaryota; Viridiplantae; Streptophyta; Magnoliopsida; Malpighiales; Euphorbiaceae. The record is from RefSeq and is a predicted model, not a curated record.
GAGUCCUCUCCUCCGCGUUCACAUUAUCUCACACGCUUCCUUUCCCCCUCUUCUUACCAGUUACCCCGUACCACCACCUCGCUUGUAUAUAAUAUCAAAUUACCCCCAAUUUCCAUUCAAUAAUCAGUUCUGUUCUUCCAAUCUGAAAACCAUUUGCGAGUUCACAUCUCCCCUCUCAGGCAUUUUUUCAAACACUUUUUUCUCGCUUUCACUUUGAUGGAAAUCUCAUCUUUCCCAUUUCUUAAUCAGGACGAGAUUUCACAUUUCUAUAGUCUGUUUCAGGACAUGGAUACUAGUGCUACUGGUACUGGUGCUUUUGGUGUGAACAAUGAUUUAAAGAAGAGGAAGAGAAAGGGUGACGAGGAAGAUGGAGAUGGUAAUAAGGACCCAUUUCAACAACAUGAUAAGCAAGAUGAUUUGAAGAAGAGUGCAAUGAGAGACAUACUUGCUUCUCUUUUGAUGUUGGAUGAGGAGGAGAAGCAAGAACAACAGCAGUGGGUUAUUGAUUCUCAACAAGAUAGAACCCUUUUCGAUUCUAAUUACAAGCGAAAAGUUGAAGUUAUGAAUGAUUAUAGUUCUCAGCUCCAGAACCAUUAUUCUGAUUUGGAUGAAAUGGAUCAUUCUAGAACCAAACGGGCACGCCGGUCCGCUUCCACAGUUGCUGCGCUGGCCAUUGAAAAUGCGGCUUCUGGAGAUUCAGCUCAGGUUAGUGGUAGUGGGGGCGCCGGUGGGUCAGGUCAGCAUCGGCGGCUAUGGGUGAAGGAUAGGUCAAAGGACUGGUGGGAGAGGUGUAGCCAUCCGGAUUUUCCAGAAGAGGAAUUCAAAAAAUCGUUUCGAAUGAGUAAGGCCACAUUUGCUAUGAUAUGCGAUGAGCUGGAUUCAGUUGUCACUAAAAAGAAUACUAUGUUAAGAGACGCCAUUCCUGUUCGCCAGCGCGUGGCGGUUUGCAUUUGGAGGCUAGCCACGGGUGAGCCUUUGAGACUUGUAUCGAAAAGGUUUGGAUUGGGGAUCUCCACUUGUCAUAAACUGGUUCUUGAGGUUUGCUCGGCUAUAAGGAAUGUGUUAAUGCCCAAAUUCCUUCAAUGGCCUGAUGAGGAGAGAUUGAGGUUUAUUAGAAGUGAAUAUGAAUCAAUGUCGGGUAUACCAAAUGUUGGUGGUUCAAUGUAUACUACCCAUAUCCCAAUUAUCGCACCAAAGAUUAGCGUAGCUGCUUAUUUCAACAAGAGACACACUGAAAGGAAUCAAAAGACUUCAUAUUCAAUAACAGUUCAAGGAGUUGUUGAUCCUAGAGGUGUUUUUACUGAUGUCUGCAUUGGCUGGCCUGGUUCAAUGCCUGAUGAUCAGGUAUUAGAGAAGUCUGCUUUGUACCAGAGGGGUAAUAGAGGGGCUUUGAAGGAUGUAUGGAUCGUUGGGAAUUCUGGGCAUCCUUUAAUGGAUUGGGUUCUUGUACCUUAUACCCACCAAAACUUGACAUGGACACAACAUGCUUUUAAUGAGAAGAUUGGUGAGGUUCAAAGGGUAGCUAAGGAAGCAUUCGCAAGAUUGAAAGGAAGGUGGUCUUGUUUACAGAAGAGAACUGAAGUUAAGCUCCAAGACUUGCCUGUUGUUCUUGGGGCUUGUUGUGUUUUGCAUAACAUCUGCGAGAUGAGAAAUGAGGAGAUAGAGCCAGAGCUAAAAUUUGAUAUUUUUGAUGAUGAGAUGAUUGCUGAAAAUGGCUUGAGAUCAGUUGGUGCUAUUCAGGCCAGGGAUCAUAUUGCUCAUAAUCUCUUGCAUCAUGGCCUUGCAGGAACUUCUUUUCUAUAAUUAUUAAUUACUCAUUCGAGAUAGCAUAUGAUUUUGUAGGCUGGAUAUUUUGUUUCUGCAUUAUUUUUUUUGCCAUGGGUGGGUUGCAUACUGUACUAGAUUAUAGGAUUGUCAGAUUUUUUUGAUGGGUCCAUGUAAAAUAUUUAUUUUGCCCAUCCCAACAAAUAAAUGGAUGCUUUUUAGUUAUUUUAUCGUCUUUCAU